Pectinophora gossypiella (pink bollworm) is the source of this 4846-nucleotide messenger RNA. Its product is annotated as membrane-associated protein Hem-like. The record is from RefSeq and is a predicted model, not a curated record. NCBI's taxonomy places the organism in Eukaryota, Metazoa, Arthropoda, Insecta, Lepidoptera, Gelechiidae. The transcript is spliced from 2 exons. The coding region runs from base 187 to 3564 and encodes 1125 amino acids. Gene Ontology annotation, biological process: cell morphogenesis; cell projection assembly; cortical actin cytoskeleton organization. Gene Ontology annotation, cellular component: SCAR complex.
UUCAACUGUCACAUCAAUGGAGGUCGCGUAGCUCAAUCGCUUGGCACUCCCAUUUCAUAUUUUUUUCUGCAAUACAAUGAAAUAUGAACUUUAGUACAUAAAAACUGGUGAAUAUCGAGUAACUGAAUGGUGAAAAAUGAAAUUCGAGCAUUAAGUUUGUAACUGGAUUGAUUAGUCACAGAAGCAAUGUCUACCAUGUCCAGAUCUGUCCACAUCAGCCAGCAGAAGCUGGCUGAGAAGCUUAUCAUCUUGAAUGACAGAGGCAUAGGAAUGCUAACAAGAAUCUAUAAUAUCAAGAAAGCCUGUGGUGAUGCUAAAUCAAAGCCAGCAUUCCUCUCUGAUAAGACUUUAGAAUCUUCUAUAAAACAUAUUGUCAGAAGAUUCCCCAACAUUGAUGUCAAGGGACUUCAAGCAAUCACAAACAUAAGGAAUGAAAUAAUAAAAUCACUUUCACUGUAUUACUACACUUUUGUAGAUCUACUUGAUUUCAAGGAUAAUGUAUGUGAACUACUGAACAUCAUGGAUGCCUGUCAGGUGUCGUUGGAUUUGACGUUGAACUUUGAAUUGACAAAGAAUUAUCUGGAUUUGGUUACAACAUAUGUGUCCUUAAUGAUUUUACUUUCCCGUGUGGAAGACCGAAAAGCAGUCUUGGGGCUGUUUAAUGCUGCACAUGAAAUGGUUCACAAUCAAAUUGAUCCCAGCUUCCCAAGACUGGGGCAAAUGAUUGUAGAAUAUGAUGUCCCUUUGAAAAAACUAUCUGAAGAGUUUUUGCCACACCAAAAAAUAUUACUGAGUGCUUUAAAUUCAUUGUGGCAUGUAUAUCCAGCUAGAAAUUUAACAGCUGAGCAUUGGAGGUCAGAGCAGAAAUUAAGCUUAGUCAGCAACCCAGCUCUGUUGCUGAAACCAUCCGAGACCAACACAAUGUCUUGUGAAUUUUUGUCUCUAGAGGCAUUAGAAAGAUGGGUCAUAUUUGGUUUUGCUAUCUGUCACCAGAUGCUGCAGCAAGAACAUGCAAACAAGAUGUGGGUCAGUGCAUUAGAAUCUGGAUGGGUAUUGGCACUGUUUCGUGAUGAAGUUAUUUACAUACACUCAUACAUUCAGAGCUUUUUUGAUGGAAUUAAAGGUUAUGGUAAAAAAGUUUCAGAAGUCAAAGACUGUUACCAUCACGCUGUUCAAAAAGCAGGAUAUAAACACAGAGAGAGAAGGAAGUUUUUGAGAACUGCUUUAAAAGAAUUGGGCCUCAUUCUUACUGAUCAACCUGGUCUAUUGGGCCCUAAAGCUUUGUUGAUUUUUAUUGGCCUUUGUUAUUCCAGAGAUGAAGUAUUUUGGCUAUUACGUCACAAUGACAAUCCACCACAAAAAGUAAAAGGCAAAUCAGCAGAAGAUUUAGUUGAUCGACAAUUGCCAGAACUGCUGUUCCAUAUGGAAGAGCUAAGAGCCCUGGUUCGCAAGUACAGUCAAGUCAUGCAAAGAUAUUAUGUCCAGUACUUAUCUGGAUUUGAUGCAGUGGCUUUGAAUUUGAUGAUUCAGAACUUGCAAGUCUGUCCAGAAGAUGAAAGCAUUAUUCUAUCCUCUUUGUGCAAUACAGCUGCUAAUUUGAAUGUGAAGCAAGUGGAAGAUAAUGAGAUAUUUGACUUCAGAGCUUUUCGCUUGGACUGGUUUAGACUCCAAGCAUAUACUUCAGUUGCUAAGACUCCAUUGAACCUUGCUGACCAAAGAGAAUUAGCACAGUUUAUAGACAAAAUGGUUUUCCACACUAAAAUGGUUGAUAAUCUUGAUGAAAUAAUGGUUGAAACUUCCGAUUUAUCACUUUUCUGUUUUUACAGCAAAAUAUUUGAAAAUCAAUUUCACAUGUGUCUAGAGUUUCCAGCACAAAAUCGCUAUAUCAUUGCGUUCCCACUAAUUUGCAGUCAUUUCCAAAACUGCACCCAUGAACUGUGCCCUGAAGAAAGACAUCAUAUAAGAGAAAGAAGUCUUUCUGUAGUGAACAUCUUUUUGGAUGAAAUGGCAAAGGAAGCCAAAAAUAUAAUCACUACAAUUUGUGAUGAGCAGUGCACAAUGAGCGACAAAUUAUUGCCUAAACAUUGCGCACAGACAAUCGCCCAUUUGGCGAAUAGAAAGAAAAAAGAUAAAAAUAAGAAGAACACAAUUGAAAUUGUUAAACCUGGAGCAGAGAGUUAUCGCAAAACCAGAGAGGAAUUAACAACGAUGGACAAACUACACAUGGCCCUGACAGAAUUGUGCUCUGCUAUCAAUUACUGCACAACAGUAAAUGUCUGGGAAUAUACUUUUGCUCCUCGGGAGUAUUUACACCAACACUUAGAGACUAGAUUUUCUAAGGCCUUGGUUGGAAUGGUCAUGUUUAACCAGGAUACAAGUGAAAUAGCAAAACCUUCAGAACUGCUGAUUAGUGUCAGGGCAUAUAUGAACGUACUACAAACAGUUGAAAACUAUGUACACAUUGAUAUUACAAGAGUUUUUAAUAAUUGUCUUCUACAACAAACCCAAAAUAUGGACAGCCAUGGUGAAAAAACCAUUGCAUCCCUGUACACUCAGUGGUAUUCUGAAAUUCUACUGAGAAGAGUAAGUGCAGGAAGUAUUUGCUUCUCUAUGAACCAAAAAGCAUUUGUCAGCCUUACAGCUGAAGGCGCAAUCCCAUUCAAUGCUGAAGAGUACUCUGAUAUAAAUGAACUCAGAGCCUUGGCUGAAUUAAUUGGACCAUAUGGCAUGAAACUGCUAAGCGAAACAUUGAUGUGGCAUAUUGCUAGUCAAGUGCAGGAACUAAAAAAGCUGGUAGUACAAAAUAAGGAAGUUCUUCAGAUGUUAAGGACAAAUUUUGACAAACCAGAUAUAAUGAGAGAACAGUUCAAAAGGUUACAACAUGUGGACAAUGUGUUGCAAAGGAUGACUAUCAUCGGCGUCAUUUUAAGCUUCCGUCAAAUUGCACAAGAAUCGUUGUUGGACGUCUUAGAGCGACGGAUCCCGUUUUUAAUAAGUUCGAUCAAAGACUUCCAGCAGCAGUUGCCCAGCGGAGAUCCAAUGCGCGUAAUAUCGGAGAUGUGUUCAGCUGCAGGUUUAUCUUGUAAGGUAGACCCUACACUCGCGUCAUCUUUACGACAACACAAAGCAGAACUUGAGGAAGAAGAACAUCUUAUUGUCUGUUUGUUGAUGGUUUUCGUCGCAGUGUCACUACCCAGACUCGCCCGCAGUGAGGGCUCUUUCUACAGGCCCUCCCUGGAAGGACACGCGAACAAUAUCCAUUGCAUGGCGCCCGCCAUUAAUCAUAUUUUUGGCGCUUUAUUUACAAUUUGUGGACAAGGAGACAUCGAAGAUCGGAUGAAGGAGUUCCUCGCCCUGGCGUCGUCUUCCUUACUGCGUCUUGGCCAGGAGACUGAUAAAGAAGCAAUAAAAAAUCGGGAAUCUGUUUAUUUGCUGUUGGAUUUGAUUGUUCAAGAAUCACCAUUCCUCACAAUGGAUUUACUGGAAUCCUGUUUCCCUUACGUUUUGAUACGUAAUGCUUACCAUGAAGUGUAUAAACAGGAACAAUUGCUAUUGCAUUCAUAAUUAUUUUGUAGGGGAUUGAUAAUAGAAAACAACCAUGAUUUAAACAUAUUAAUGAAUGAUCAGAAUCUAAAUGUAUUCUUAUUGUCAAAUUCCAAUAUUUAUUAAGACUUUGUAUGCUUGUAAUUGAAAUGCACUUUUUUGCAUAAUGCAUUUUUUUGUAAUUGAAUUGCAUUUUAGGCACAGAAGGUAAACAUAUUGCAAUAUUCCACAUAAAAUCAGGCUUAAUAAGACUGGUAAAACUAUUCCAUUCUUUGUCAAUAAUUCCUUAUGUAAUUGUGUCCAGAUAAUUUCUAUUUAGUCUAAAUAUGUAAGUUUGUUAGCAAAUGAUAAGAGUUUUUAUUUAAGUUUAAGUUAUUGAAAUUAUAUAAAACUACAUAACAUCAACCGCCUGGUGAUGCAUAUUUAUUGCUACGCAUCUGCUUCAUUUUAUCAUAAUUUUUAACUUAAAGCCAAGUAGCGGUAAUUUAGGUCCGAAAAUAGUAUUAAAUUUCUCUGUACUCUUUCUUAACGUGGAAUUGAUUCUUUAUAAUUACGAAAAAAGUAUUUUGGUAAUUAGUUGUAUAAUUGCCCUGCUGAGAUUAUACAUGCUUCUAGGUUUCAAUAGCUAAAUUGGUUAGCCGCAGUUGUCAUUGAAUAUUAAAAUUAUGCCUAUAAAUAGUUCACAAUGUUAUAAAGUAAGCAUAAGUAUUAUUAAUUCGUUUUUUAAGAUUAUAGCGCAGAUUUAUCAACGUAAAGGACAGGACAAUAUUAUGUAUCAUUCGACAUAUUAUUUUACAUAUUUACAGCCAAUAUGUAUUGUCAAUAUCCUUCAUUAUCUCAAUUAUUACUAAAGUUAACGUAAUUAUAAGAUACUUUUGUACCUUGUAUAAUAUUCAACACAAAUAAAAUAAUAAACACAUUGACUGUUUCUCUGGUCACCGCUUCACGAAUCAAUAGGAUACAAAAAUGAAAUGUCUUAAUUCCAUGUAAAAUUUAUUUAUUUUUUCUUUAUUUUGAAAUCACAUGUUGUAACAUUCAUUUUGUUUAAUUAAAAAUAUUCACAUUGUCAUUUAAAUAAUCUAUUACGGUAAUCUAGCUUACACUUAGGAGAAAUAAUGCCAUUGAGUACUACAGUGAUGGAGGUAAUGCUAUCCAUCAGUUACACGAUUGGUCAAGUCACUCUACUCCGGAAACAGUACCCUCGGUUUACAUACAAAUAUACAAUAUUAUAGUACAAUUACGAGAACGAUUGUAUUGUUUCGACAAUCACUAAUAAAAUGGCAUUAAUAUGGUAUACUUAUAA